UCCGCUUCUCCUUGGGAACAGAGAGACGCGGAGAAAAGGCAGAAGAGUUGUCGCAGGCAGCAGUUCACAGGCAAAAUGGCUGAAGUUGAGGAAACACUGAAGAGGAUUGAAGCACAUAAAGGUGUGAUUGGGACAAUAGUUGUCAAUGCAGAAGGUAUUCCCAUCAGAACAACUUUAGAUAACUCCACAACUGUACAGUAUGCAGGACUCCUUCGCCACCUCACGAUGAAGGCCAGGAGCACAGUGAGGGAUAUUGACCCUCAGAAUGACCUCACCUUCCUCCGCAUCCGCUCCAAGAAACAUGAGAUCUUGGUUGCACCAGAAAAUGACUUUCUGCUGAUAGUCAUCCAGAACCCAUGUGAAUAGCUGCUGGACAUUUCCAUGAGAGUCAGCCAUUAAUUUGUCACAUGCAGUUGCUUUAUCCAGGCAAAAUAUCUUUUCUCCUGGUUAAAUAGCUCCAUAUUCUGCAUAACCUCUCUUUUUCUACUUGGAACUCAAAUAUGUCGCCUUAAUCUAUGUUUUCUGUUUAGCCGUAUUUCUUACAGUUCAUGUCUUUGUGUUGAUAUUGAAUAAGUCUGUGAAAUAAAGCUGCUCGUAAUCACACGGUACUUA
This is a messenger RNA of Micropterus salmoides (largemouth bass), 612 nucleotides long. Its product is annotated as dynein light chain roadblock-type 2. Gene Ontology annotation, biological process: microtubule-based movement. Gene Ontology annotation, molecular function: dynein intermediate chain binding. The transcript is spliced from 4 exons. The record is from RefSeq and is a predicted model, not a curated record. NCBI's taxonomy places the organism in Eukaryota, Metazoa, Chordata, Actinopteri, Centrarchiformes, Centrarchidae. The coding region runs from base 76 to 366 and encodes 96 amino acids. Gene Ontology annotation, cellular component: cytoplasm; centrosome; cytoplasmic dynein complex.